This is a messenger RNA of Endocarpon pusillum Z07020, 2787 nucleotides long. RefSeq names its product DNA topoisomerase 1. The transcript is spliced from 4 exons. Gene Ontology annotation, biological process: DNA topological change; DNA replication; chromosome segregation. Lineage: Eukaryota; Fungi; Ascomycota; Eurotiomycetes; Verrucariales; Verrucariaceae. The record is from RefSeq and is a predicted model, not a curated record. The coding region runs from base 1 to 2787 and encodes 928 amino acids. Gene Ontology annotation, cellular component: chromosome; nucleolus. Gene Ontology annotation, molecular function: DNA topoisomerase type I (single strand cut, ATP-independent) activity; DNA binding.
AUGUCCUCCUCGGACGAUGAGAUACCCCUCAGCAGGAAAAUGAACGGUUCAAAUGGAGUCCGUGCUCCGGUGUCUGCAAAGACCAUCCCGAAAAGUGUUGAUGCUGCGCUGGACAAGGCAAACCCUUCAAAGGACCAUGUUCAGCCUGGCAUCUCAAUCCGAAACGGGCCAAUGGAAGACCAUGACCACCACAUGCCUGACGUGAAUGGAGUGGAGAUCAAUGGCUCCACCAGCAAGAGGAAAUCUAGAGGAAGCUUAGCGAAACCUUCCUACGCCGAAGCAGAGAGCAGCGACGAAGAUAAUCAGCCCUUGAGCAAGCGCCAAAGGACUUCUGCGCAGAAAGCUGGAGAUAUUGCCGAGUCCGAUUCUGACGAUGUGCCAUUGGUGUCAAAGUCACACAUUAGGCGGCCACCACGCGCGAGUCCUGCCCAGAUAGGUGGACUAUCUGAUUCUGACGCCCCUAUCGAACAAAAGCUAGUGGCGGAGAAGGAAAAAAUCCAGAAAAAAGCCGCAAAGGAGGCAGUUGCCAUUCGAAAGGAAGAGAAGAAAGCCGCAUCCACGCCGGCGAAGCGAAAAGCGAAAGUGAAGGAUGAAGAUGGUAAGGGCCCUGACGCUGCAAAGGCCCAGAAAAAGUCUGCACCUAAGAUUGCUGGUUCCAAGAAGGUCAAUGGUGUCAAGAAAGAAGACCUCAGUGACGACGAUGUCCCCUUGUCUAAGAAGUCCACAUCCAGCAAAACAUCGAAGAAGGUCAAAGCUGAAGCCUCUACUCCUGUAAAGAAGGGCUCCAAAGGCAAAGAGGCGAAGAAAGAAGAGAGUGCUGAUGCUGAAGAGGAUGAAGAGGAAGAGUAUCGUUGGUGGGAGGAUCCUGCUAAGGGGGAUGGAACAAAGAAGUGGGACACUCUUCAACACCAGGGUGUCAUUUUCCCGCCCCCGUAUGAGCCCCUACCGAAGAAUGUUAAGAUGCUCUAUGAUGGGAAGCCCAUCUCCAUGCACCCGGAUGCUGAGGAGGUUGCAACCUUCUUUGGGAGUAUGCUGAAUUCGACUCACAACGUGGAAAAUCCCACCUUCCAAAGAAAUUUCUUCAAGGAUUUCCAAGACAUCCUAAAGAAGACUGGCGGUGCCAAAGAUAACUCCGGCGAGAAGGUAGCCAUCAAAGACUUUGCGAAAUGCGACUUUAGACCUAUCUACGACUACUAUGCCGCACAACGAGAAGCAAAGAAAGCCCUCCCGGCCGCCGAGAAGAAGAAGCUGAAGGCGGAGAAGGAUGCCGUCGAAGCACCAUACAUGUAUUGCACGUGGGACGGACGGAAACAAAAGGUUGGCAACUUCCGAGUUGAGCCUCCAGGACUCUUCCGCGGGCGUGGAGAGCAUCCCAAAACCGGCACGGUGAAGACUCGGGUCAUGCCGGAGCAGAUCACCAUCAACAUCGGCAAGGAAGCCAAAGUUCCACCACCUCCUGAAGGUCACAAAUGGAAAGAGGUUCGGCACGACCAGGAGGGCACAUGGCUGGCCAUGUGGCAAGAGAAUGUCAAUGGCAACUACAAAUACGUCAUGCUUGCCGCCAACUCAGACGUCAAAGGCCAGAGCGACUACAAGAAAUUUGAGAAAGCUCGUGAACUCAAGAAGCACAUUGAUAGGAUUCGGGCUGACUAUCAAAAGGGACUGAGGGCAGCGCUUACUUCAGAUAGACAGAAGGCUACUGCAGUAUACCUGAUCGACCAAUUUGCUCUCCGUGCUGGCAACGAGAAGGGCGAGGACGAAGCCGAUACUGUGGGGUGCUGCUCGUUGAAAUUCGAGCACGUCACCUUGCGGGAACCAAAUACUGUCAUAUUCGACUUCCUUGGGAAGGAUAGCAUCCGUUUCUACGAUGAAGUUAAGGUUGAUCCGCAGGUUUUCAAGAAUUUGAAGCUCUUCAAGAAGCCUCCAAAGGAAGAAGGAGACGAGAUCUUUGACCGUCUUACAACCAGCGCUCUCAACAAGCACUUAUCGAAUUAUAUGACUGGUUUGACAGCCAAGGUUUUCCGUACUUACAACGCAUCGUACACGAUGGCCACCUUGCUCAAAGACAUGAAAUCCACGGGCACCGCCAAUGAGAAGGUCAAGGACUACAACGACGCCAAUCGCGAAGUUGCCAUUCUUUGCAACCACAAACGCACUGUUGCCGCUGGGCAUGCUGGACAGAUGGAGAAGCUGAGUGAGCGGAUCAAAGGCGUGCGCUAUCAGCAAUGGCGCAUCAAACAGAUGAUGCUUGACAUCGACCCCAAGUUAAAGAAGAAGAAAGGUGCGGAGUACUUCGAAUUGCCUCAAGACCUAGAUGAAGAGUGGAUUCACGAGCAUCAAGCAUAUCUUGUUGACGAGCAGAAGUCCAAGAUCACCAAGAAGUUCGAAAAGGACAACGAGAAGUUGAGAGCGGAAGGCGAGAGGGAGAUGAAGGCCAAGGAGCUUGAGGAGAAGCUCGAGCCCGCAAGAGAGCUCGAGAAGAAAUUCAAGAAGGAAAACAAGACCAAAAAGGUCGAAGCGGAGGGCAAAGGUCCCACAAUUGAGAAAAUGGAGGCCAAACUAACGCAACUCGAUCAGAGACUUGCCAACAUGAGUCUCCAGGCAGAAGACAAGGAGAACAACAAAGAGGUAGCAUUGGGAACCUCGAAAAUCAACUACAUCGACCCUAGAUUGACUGUCGUGUUCUCGAAAAAGUUCAAUGUCCCCAUCGAAAAGUUCUUUUCCAAGACCCUACGAGAGAAAUUCGACUGGGCAAUCAAAUCCGUUGACGAGAAAUGGGAAUUUUAA